CGCAGAUGAAAGUUGUGUUUUUGUAUAAUUAUUAAUAUGUGAAUCGUUGUUGUAUGUGGCUGUUCAAAACCGUAGUCACAUCUAAGUCUGCUACAAUGGCUACUCAAGAGCUUAAGAAGUUACGUACAGCGCGAGGCUAUACAAAAGCUUCCAUUACUCGCCUGUAUACAUUUUGUAAUAUUGACAGUGAUGUAGCUAGCAGUGCUUUAUCGGCGCUCGAUGCCAAAAGAGCGAGGGUGACGGAGCUCUUCAAAGAGUAUGAUAAAUGUAACAAAGAUAUUCUGUCUUUGGACGAAGAGGAUGCAGAGGAUGUCGAAGACUUUGAAGAAAAAUAUUAUCAUAUACUGACAGUCCUCAACGAGGCAAUUAAUCGUAUAUCCUCGCCCUCGUCUGAAUCUCCUGCCACCGCAUCAUGUCAAAAUAACUUUAAGGCUAAGUUGCCUACUAUAAAGAUAGAUGUGUUUACGGAUUCGUACACGUCACGGGCGUACCAGUUGGAGCGAGAUGACACCAAGGACCCAACUAUCACCGAGUUCCUCUUGUACCUGGAGAAGCGAGCUUUGGCACUGGAGAAUGCUGAGCCGUCCACGUCGGGGAAGUCUCAACACAAGGCUGUGGUAAAUGUGACAGCGACCGCCUCGACUGCCUGCAACUAUUGUCCUGCUUCUGGAGCCGGUCCCUGGGCAGCAGCAGGAGUCAGAUGAAGACCCAGCGAGUC
Messenger RNA from Leguminivora glycinivorella, 718 nucleotides. RefSeq lists its product as uncharacterized. NCBI's taxonomy places the organism in Eukaryota, Metazoa, Arthropoda, Insecta, Lepidoptera, Tortricidae. The record is from RefSeq and is a predicted model, not a curated record. The transcript is spliced from 3 exons. The coding region runs from base 54 to 704 and encodes 216 amino acids.